AUGGUAGCUGCUUAUCUACUACUUGUAUUUCCCGCCAUUUUGUCACCUGUGCUGAGUCUCUCAUCCCAAGAUCACCAAACCCAACUGUACGAGGCCAACCUCAAAAUCUCUCAAUCAGAAUCUCGUCUCGAGGAAAUUACCCAAAAUAUAAAUGCCAGAGACAGUUAUUUGGAGAAAUGUGAGGAUGAAAUUGGAGAACUAGACCAUGAAUUAAAUAAUCUGCAGUCUGCUCUCUCAAAUUUAAAGAUUACUGAUGAGAAGAUUAAAGCCCUUGAAGAAGAGGUUCGGGUUUUGUGGGCUACUUUGAGAAAAAACAACUUUGAUUUUCACGUUUUAGAAUCGAAAGCGCGAGAAGCUGAGGAUAGAUUGGAAAUGGUGACUUCGCAAGUUGAGAAGAUGGAAGACAUAGUAUCAGAAAUGUGGAUCCAAAUUCAACAGUUUGAGCAGGCUCUUCAACUCAAAGAAGUAUUACCUCGCAAAACAAAUUUGGCCUACUAUGAGAUUGAAGGCUCAAAGACAUGCAAGGCCUCCAAGAUGGACUUUUUUAAAGAUUUAUUCCUUUGUGUGGAUUUACAGUUCUUCAGCAACCUCUCUGGUGAAUAUCUUCCAAAUGCUCAUGGGCUGUUGAGAUCACAUUUGGGCGAAGAGUCUGCCUUGAGAGCUUAUGUAUCUCAAACCUUCCUCUGGUUAAAAAGAUUCUAUUCGAUGGUAAAAGAGUCACACCAUGAGUUCCAAGGUGUUAUCAAGCAUGAAAUGGAAAGACAUGAGUUCACUGCCUGUCUUGCUAACAAGGAAAUUGUAUUUUUCGUGGCUUCUGCUAUAAUCAUCUUCCCUGUAUUGAGUGCUUGGAUAUUGCUCUCAUCACAGCUGCGCUAG
Messenger RNA from Dovyalis caffra, 876 nucleotides. NCBI's taxonomy places the organism in Eukaryota, Viridiplantae, Streptophyta, Magnoliopsida, Malpighiales, Salicaceae. The record is from the annotation of a GenBank genome assembly.